Molecule: messenger RNA, 507 nt
Organism: Cladophialophora carrionii CBS 160.54
Lineage: Eukaryota; Fungi; Ascomycota; Eurotiomycetes; Chaetothyriales; Herpotrichiellaceae
Exons: 2
Coding region: 1-507 (168 amino acids)
Source: RefSeq, a predicted model, not a curated record
AUGUCGCACUCAGCCUACUUUCUCUGCGAAGUCAAAGAGGGCGGCGCCUCGAAAGGUUUAGCCGUCAUUCGGUGCUACCCCUGGGACUCUAAGACAAUGAACAAGUCAACGUUUCCAACGCAGUCGUAUGGUGAACUUCUCCCUGGCCUUGCCAGCUUUGAGACCCAGACGAAAGUCAAUUACAAAACCGUACCCUUUGGAUAUGCCCAGGGAGCUGCUGCACUUGGGAACAAGCCAACAGCUGACUACAAUCGGCAUCUGCUGUUCUUCAUCCCGACUGGGAGCACUUCCUCGACUUUCGGCGCUCAGAUCCCGGGCACCUACGCCGGUACACUGAUCCCUAGUGCCGCGUGGAAGGACCCUAUGACGGCACAUUGGCAGCAAGUGUACCGUGGAAAUGAUCAGCCUUUCGACAAGUCGUUUGGGGCGGCAGACAGCAACAGAAGGUACCACGUGAAGUAUAUUUUCACCGAUGGAGCUGCCCCGGGCAGCGGUGGGGCGGCAUAA